Venustampulla echinocandica is the source of this 708-nucleotide messenger RNA. RefSeq lists its product as uncharacterized. Gene Ontology annotation, molecular function: metal ion binding. The transcript is spliced from 3 exons. The record is from RefSeq and is a predicted model, not a curated record. The coding region runs from base 1 to 708 and encodes 235 amino acids. Lineage: Eukaryota; Fungi; Ascomycota; Leotiomycetes; Helotiales; Pleuroascaceae. Gene Ontology annotation, biological process: superoxide metabolic process.
AUGUUGACUUUCACCGCUGUGCUCCUGGCAGGAAUUGCCUCUUUCGCUACCGCCCAGAAUGGAACUGUGGUCACUGGAGCUUUGGGAGAUGCCCAGGUCGUUGUAGGCAACCCUGCCGGAGUGACCUACGUCGCAACUCUCCCGGCCAAGUCCUUCUUCAACCCCAACGAUCCUCGCGGUAAUGUCAAGGGCUCCGUCUCUGCUACUUCGAACCCCGAUGGCGGUGCCACCUUCCAGGUGUCUUUCUCCAACUUGCCCACUUCGGGAGGCCCAUUCACCUACCAUAUCCAUGAUGCUCCGGUCCCGGCUGAUGGAAACUGCACCGGUACCAAGGCUCAUCAGGAUCCCUACGUUCGCGGCGAGACUCCUGUCUGCGACGCCAAAUCUCCCGAGACUUGCCAGGUAGGCGACCUCUCCGGCAAGCAUGGCAAGAUCGAAUCCGAUCCCACCACCCAAACCUACACCGACAAGUACGUAUCUUUGACCCCAGGCUCCAAUGCGUUCUUCGGCAACCGCUCCAUCACCUUCCAUUUCGCCAACAAGACCCGCAUUUCCUGCGCCAACUUCGCUCUUGCGUCGGGCAAUGCAACCCAGACUGGCUCCAACCCUGCCGCGACCUCUGCGAUUCAAGUCAUCGGAGCAGGUGUUAAGCAAGGUGUCCCUGCGCUCUCCCUGAUGGGUGCUCUCGCUUUGGCCUUCGCCUUGUAA